CCCUGGCGGGGCAGGACGCGGCCGGGGGCGGUGGCCGGCGGGGCCGGGUGUCCCUUCCUGGCAGGAAAGGGGCCGAGCGGAGCCGCCGGGGCCGGGAGUUUCCUGCGGGAUCGGGCGCCGCGGGCGCCAGCAGCGGAGCGGCACCGAGCCAGGUGGAUGAGGAGGGAGCGCUGUGAGCCCGGCCCGUGACUCUCCUGCCAGGGCCCCGGGCGGGCGCUGAGCGCGGCCCCGGCGCGGUGCGGAGCCGGUGCCGGUGCCGGUGCCGGUGCGGGAGCGGAGCGGGCGCGGGCCGCCCGCCGCGGCGCACGGAGCAUGCCUCUGAGCCCCGCGGGCAGCAAGCAUGAGAGCCCCGAGUCGCCGCCGCCGGAGCCGCCGCCGGAGCGCCAGCCCCGCGCCGCCGUCAGCAGCGGGGAGCCGAGCCCCGGCCUGCGGGAGGAGCCGCGCCUGGAGCCGGCCCGGGGCCCCGGCGGGCCCCGCUCGCCCAAGCUGGCGGCCCCGGCGCGCAUGGAGGAGCCCGCGCCCGGCGCCAUCGUGGUGCGCAUCGGCAUCCCCGACCUGCAGCAGACGAAGUGUCUGCGGCUGAACCCCGACGUGCCGGUGUGGGUGUCCAAGCAGCGGAUCCUGUGCACGCUCAACCACAGCCUCAAGGAUGUGCUCAACUACGGCCUCUUCCAGCCCGCCUUCAACGGCCGCGCCGGAAAGUUCCUGGACGAGGAGCGGCUGCUGCGCGAGUACCCGCUGAACCCCGACACGCCCGUGCCCUACCUGGAGUUCCGCUACAAGCGCCGCGUGUACUCGCAGCCGCUGCUGGACGACAAGCAGUUCGCCAAGCUGCACACCAAGGCGAACCUGAAGAAAUUCAUGGAAUAUGUGCAGAUGCUGAACUCGGAGAAGGUUUGCCGGCUGCUGGAAAAGGGGCUGGAUCCCAACUUCCAUGAUCCCGACACCGGAGAGUGCCCGCUGACGGCGGCGGCGCAGCUGGAGCUCAGCGCCGAGAUGAUCAAAGCGCUCCGGAACGGCGGAGCCCACCUGGACUUCCGGACCCGCGAGGGGAUGACGGCGCUGCACAAAGCCGUGAGGUGUCGGAAUCACGCGGCCCUGCUGACGCUGCUGGACCUGGGAGCGUCCCCGGAUUACAAGGACAGCCGGGGGCUGACGCCGCUGUACCACAGCGCCAUGGUCGGGGGCGACCCCUACUGCUGCGAGCUGCUGCUGCACGACUACGCCCGCCUGGGCUGCGUGGACGAGAACGGCUGGCAGGAGAUCCACCAGGCCUGUCGCUACGGGCACGUGCAGCACCUGGAGCACCUCCUGUUCUACGGAGCCGACAUGACGGCGCAGAACGCCUCAGGGAACACCGCCCUGCACAUCUGCGCCCUCUACAACCAGGAAAGCUGUGCCAGGGUUCUCCUCUUCCGAGGCGCCAGCAAGGAAAUCCGGAAUUACAACAGCCAGACGGCGUUCCAGGUGGCCAUCAUUGCAGGGAAUUUCGAGCUGGCGGAAAUCAUCAAAACCCACAAAGAGUCCGAUGUUGUGCCUUUCCGAGAAACUCCCAGCUACACCAAGCGCCGCCGGCUCCUCGGCUCCGGCGGGCUGGCGUCGCCGCGCGUCCUCCAGCGCUCGGCCAGCGACAACAACCUGAAAGCCGAGAGCCGCGCCUCGUAUUCCCCGGUGCCGUCCCUCCGGAGCCUCCCGCCGCAGCUCCUGGUCCAGAUGCAGGAAGCGGCGGCCGGGAUGGCGGCCUCUGGAAUGGCGGUGGGAGACGGGAGCCUGGCCAGCUCGGGCAGCGCCCGCAGCGCCCACAGCCGCUCGCCCUCGCUGCAGCGCGUGCAGGAGGAGAGGGAGGCCGAGGUGCCCUCGCUGCGCCGGAGCAGCCGCGGGAAAGCCAGUUCCAUCAUUGAUUCCCUUAUUAGUUCCAUUAUUGAUUCCAUCUUGAAUUAUUUCAUUGAUUCCUUCAUUGAUUCCAUCUUGGAUUCCAUCAGAGAUGCCACUGUUAGUUCCAUCAUUGAUUCCAUCUUGGAUUCCAUCAUUGAUUCCAUCUUGGAUUCCAUCAUUGAUUCCAUCUUGGAUUCCAUUGUUAGUUCCAUCAUUGAUUCCACCUUGGAUUCCAUCACUGAUUCCAUCUUGGAUUCCUUCAUUAUCUCCAUGAUUGAUUCCGUCAUUGAUUCCACCUUCCCUUGUGGAAUUUCCUUGGAAAUCCCUCAACUCCCCUUCCCGUUGUGUUUUCCAGCCGAGACCCCGAUUGAGGAGUUCACGCCCACGCCGGCAUUCCCAGCGCUGCAGUACCUGGAAUCCGUGGAUGUGGAAGGAGUCGCCUGGAGAGCGGGAUUGCGCACGGGGGACUUUCUGAUCGAGGUGAACGGAGUGAACGUGGUGAAGGUGGGGCACAAGCAGGUGGUGGCGCUGAUCCGGCAGGGCGGGAAUCACCUCCUGAUGAAAGUCGUGUCCGUCAGCCGCAAGCCCGACUCCGAGGAGGGAUCCCGCAAAAAGGCUCCGCCGCCGCCCAAGAGAGCGCCCAGCACCACCCUCACGCUGCGCUCCAAGUCCAUGACGGCCGAGCUGGAGGAGCUGGCCUCCAUGCGGAGAAGGAAAGGGGAGAAGCUGGAUGAGAUCCUGGCGGCCGCCGAGCCGGCGCUGAGGGCGGAGCUGGUGGAGGCCGAUUCCAGGGCGGCCACGGUGAAACAGCGCCCGACCAGCCGCAGGAUCACCCCUGCGGAGAUCAGUUCCCUGUUCGAGCGCCAGGGAAUGGCGCAUCCCGGGGUCCUGGCAGGAACGGAGAAGCCCCACGUGUCCCUCCGGAAGGGAAUUCCACGGACCAAGUCUGUAGGGGAAGACGAGAAACUGGCCGCGUCCUUGCUGGACGGGAAGUUCCCGCGGAGCACCUCCAUGACGGACACGGUCCGGGAAGGCCACGGGAUCCCCCCUCCCCCGCAGACCGCCCCUCCUCCGCCCCCCUCCCCCUAUUACUUCGACACCGGCCCCCCUCCGUCCUUCUCGCCGCCGCCGCCGCCGGGCCGGGCCUACGACACCAUCAGGUCCAGCUUUAAGCCGGGCUUAGAAGCCAAACUGCACGGGCUGCCGCAGGUGCUGAGCGCGGCCGAGAUGUACGACCAGGCCCGGGGCUCCAUGCCCUACCCCGAGCGGCAGAAGAGGGCCCGCUCCAUGAUAAUCCUCCAGGAUUCCUCCCACCUCCCCGUGGAGCCCACCGAGAUCCCGCGGCCCGGCCCGGCGGCGACGCCUCCGGAGAAGCUCAAGAGGAAGGGCCGGGUCAUCGACAACCCCUACGCCAACAUGGGCCAGUUCAACGUGAGCCUCUUCGCCCCCACCAAGCCGCAGAGGAAGAAGAGCCCCCUGGUCAAGCAGCUCCAGGUGGAGGACGCCCAGGAACGGGCGGCCUUGGCCAUCACCGGCGGCUACUCCUCCCGGGAGCCGUCCCCCACGCGCCGGAGCCACCGCCUGGACUACCAGCACCACCCCGGCAUCGCUCAGGUGGAAGCCGCCGGCCUCCCCUUCGCCACCGCCAUCGCCGCCGGCGUCAUGAAGGACCGGGACCGGCGUCUGGACGAGAGGAGGAAAUCCACGGUGUUCCUGUCGGUGGGAGCCAUCGAGGGGCCGGCGCCGGGCGGCAGCGAGAUGCCGUCGCUGCAGCAGUCGCGCUCCAUCGACGAGCGGCUGCUGGGCAGCCGGGAUGUCCUCCUGCCGUCCCCCGUGUCAGCUUUAAAGCCAUUAAUCAGCAGCUCCUCCUCGACCUUCAUCCACCCCCUGACGGGAAAGCCCCUGGAUCCCAACUCGCCCCUGGCGCUGGCGCUGGCCGCAAGGGAACGGGCGCUGUCCACUCAAGUCCCAUCCCGGUCGCCCACCCCGAUCCACAGCCCCGACUCGGACAGAGCCGCGCCCCUGUUUGUGGACAUCCAAACCAAAGAACCGGACAGGGGGGACUUGGAGAGCUUGGUGUCCCCCGCCUACUCCCCCGGAGGGAAGGCGGUGAUGGCGGCCGACGCCGGCGCUCUGACCCCCACCAAGAGCCCCUGGGGGACUCCGACCACCCUGCGGAAGGAGCCCGAGGCGCGAGCGGAGACGCCGGGCAAGGAGGAGAAGAAACCCGAGGACAAGAAGUCCAUGAUCAUCAGCAUCGUGGACACGUCGCAGCAGAAGACCGCCGGCCUCAUCAUGGUCCACGCCACCAGUAACGGUCAAGACGAGAUAGGCCUGGAGAUCAAAGAGGAGAGCCCGGCCGUGCCCGAGGUCUGCGCCGAGCCGGCCGAGUCCCCCAAGGUCGAGCCCCAGCCCAGCCCCGUGGGGAAGCCGCCGGCCAGCCCGGCCUCGGAGAAGGCGCUGGGUCAGGGCAGCUCGGAGGAGGAGGUGGAGCCCUACACGGUGACCCUCCCGCCGGCCCAGCUGUCCUCCAGCGACGAGGAGACCCGCGAGGAGCUGGCCAAGAUCGGGCUGGUGCCGCCCCCGGAUGAAUUCGCCAACGGGGUGCUGGUGACCACCCCCGGCACCCCCGUGAGCCACCUGGCCGCGCCCGGCGCGCCGUCCCUGCCAGCGGCAGCAGUAGCACCUUCUCCCCCCGGCGCGACACCCUCAGGGAAGCCCUCGGACGCCCCCGCGGCCCCGGAGUCGGCGGCGGACUCGGGAGUGGAAGAGGUGGACACCAGGAGCUCCAGCGACCACCACCUGGAGACCACGAGCACCAUCUCCACGGUCUCCAGCAUGUCCACGCUGUCCUCGGAGAGCGGCGAGCCCACCGACACCUACACGUCCUUCGCCGACGGCCAAACUUUUCUACUCGAGAAGCCACCAGUGCCUCCAAAGCCCAAACUCAAGUCCCAGCUCAGCAAGGGGCCGGUUACUUUCAGGGACCCACUUUUGAAGCAGUCUUCGGACAGCGAGCUCAUCUCCCAGCACCACGCGGCCACGCUGGCGGCCACCAGCGCGGCCCGGCCACGCUACCUCUUUCAGAGAAGGUCCAAGCUAUGGGGGGACCCCAUGGAGAGCAGGCCCGGCCACGGGGCCGAAGAGGACAAACCAACUGUGAUCAGCGAGCUGAGCUCCCGCCUCCAGCAGCUCAACAAGGACACGCGCUCCUUGGGCGAGGAACCGGCCGGCUCCGCCCUGGAUCCCGGCAAGAAGUCGCCGGUGGUGGCCGCACGACUUUUCAGUAGUUUAGGAGAACUCAGCACCAUUUCCCAGCGCAGCUCCGGCACCACCUUCACCGUGCGGCCCGGCAGCCGCUACCCCGUCACCCGCCGCACGCCCAGCCCCGUCAAACCCGCGGCGCUGGAGCGGCCGGAGCCGCUCAGCACCGUCCGGCCCUACGGCCUGACGCCCCCCACCAUCCUCAAAUCCUCCAGCCUCUCCAUCCCCCACGAGCCCAAGGAGGUCCGCUUCGUGGUCCGCAGCGUCAGCGCCCGCAGCCGCUCCCCGUCGCCGUCGCCGUCGCCGGGGCCGCCGCUGCACACGCUGCACCCGCCGCGGCCCUUCAUGCAGAAGCCGCUGCACCUGUGGAACAAGUACGACGUGGGGGACUGGCUGGAGAGCAUCAACCUGGUGGAGCACCGGGACAAGUUCGAGGACCACGAGAUCGAGGGCACGCACCUGCCCGCCCUGACCAAGGAGGACUUCGUGGAGUUGGGGGUGACCCGCGUGGGGCACCGCAUGAACAUCGAGCGGGCGCUCAAGCAGCUGGUGGACAGCUGACCGCGCCCGGAGCCGCCGUGGGAAGGGCGGGGCGGCAUUCCCAAGCCAAGAAAACCCACCGGGAUUCUCCUUCUCCUUCUCCGAGCGCUGCACUGAGGGCGUGGAGCCGCCCCCCCCCCCCCCGUCCCCGGCUCCCGCCCGCUCCCGCCCCGGCCCCGCGCCGCCUCCGGCCCGGGAAUGUUGCAUGAAAUUCCUCCUCGCUCCCGUUCUCCCGGAGAGGCCGGCCUGGACAUCGCUCCGUGUGGCCCCAGCCCCGGGGUGGCACCGGCGACACGCGGGGACGCGCCGCGCUGGUGGCACCUCGGGGGCGACGCGGCCUGGCCGGAGCAGGCGGGUGGCACCUGCGGAGGUGGCACCUCCCGGGUGGCCCUGCCGGGCUCGGAGGUGCCCCAAGAUCCUGACGAGUCCCAGGUGGCCCUGCCGGGCGGUGGCCCCAAGUCCUGACACCCCCCAAGUGUCCCCAGCAGGGUCAGAGGUGGCCCCAAGUCCUGACCUCCCC
Molecule: messenger RNA, 6199 nt
Organism: Motacilla alba alba
Lineage: Eukaryota; Metazoa; Chordata; Aves; Passeriformes; Motacillidae
Gene: SHANK3
Product: SH3 and multiple ankyrin repeat domains 3
Exons: 21
Coding region: 313-5700 (1795 amino acids)
Cellular component (GO): dendritic spine; postsynaptic membrane; postsynaptic density
Molecular function (GO): synaptic receptor adaptor activity; ionotropic glutamate receptor binding
Source: RefSeq, a predicted model, not a curated record